Messenger RNA from Aspergillus luchuensis, 1149 nucleotides. RefSeq names its product phosphatidylserine decarboxylase family protein. The transcript has a single exon. The record is from RefSeq and is a predicted model, not a curated record. Lineage: Eukaryota; Fungi; Ascomycota; Eurotiomycetes; Eurotiales; Aspergillaceae. The coding region runs from base 1 to 1149 and encodes 382 amino acids. Gene Ontology annotation, molecular function: phosphatidylserine decarboxylase activity. Gene Ontology annotation, cellular component: mitochondrion. Gene Ontology annotation, biological process: phosphatidylethanolamine biosynthetic process.
AUGGACUUCAUCAAGAACGUUGUAUCGCAGAUUACAUCCACCAACCUCAACACAAGCGUCAAGGCGUUCAAGUCCUUGAUCGAGAGCGACCCCAAGCUCUACAAGCUUACCACAGAAAUGUUCACGCAAACCCGCCCGGGAGAUCCAGCCAUCCCUAGCAACCUCGCUACCUUCAUCGUCCAGUUAAACAGUCUUGUUCGAAGUGCGCCCGUAUUUUCUACCGAACGCUGGGCCAGCAGCCCCUUGACCAGGUUCAUCGAGCCAUACAUUCGCACGCCAUCCGGGUACGAAUUCUUCCUCAACGCAAAGGUCAACAAUGCCUUCCAUGACAUCCUCAAGGACUGGGGCAAAUUUCUCUGCGGCCCAGAAUCAGCAGCCGUCCUAACCAGCGAGCCUAAUGGCUGGUUCAGCCCCGACGCUCUCGCCAACAUGCGCGACUUCGAGAAAACGUUUGUAUGCGACUCAAGCAAGCCCCACUGGGGUUUCAAUUCCUGGGAGAAAUUCUUCAACAGAGAGCUCCGUCAGGGUGCCCGACCAAUUGCGGAGCCAGACAACCCCGGUGUCGUUUCUGCUGCUGUCGAUGGAGUCACCCAUAAAUUCGCUACCAAUAUUAAAGAUGAGUACUGGCUUAAGAAUCAACCCUACUCACUCGAAGACAUGCUCGAUGGAGAUCCGAUCGCGGGGCAAUUUGUCGGCGGUACGGUUCUCCAGGUAUACCUUGAGCCUACUGGCUACCAUCGGUGGCAUGCGCCCGUCUCGGGAAUUAUCGUCAGAACUCUGGAGAUCCCUGGGGUAUUCUGCCCUGCUCAACGGGAUAGUACAAGUCUGGAUAACUGGGUUUCCGAAUCCCAGGGCUACGCCGUGCACACGGCUACUCGACACCUGAUCGUCAUUGAGACUGAGGAUAAAGUGGUCGUGUGCUGCUUGUUUGCGGGGAUACUGGAACGUGGCUCGUGCGAGACGACGGUGCUACCUGGGGAUUAUGUGGAAAAGGGUCAGGAGCUUGGGAUGUUCCAUUUUGGGGGGAGUACGCAUUGUCUCAUUUUUGAACCGCGGGUCAGGGUUGAUUGGAAGGAUACGGAAAAUAUGAAGGUUGGACAGGAGAUAAGCCGGAUAUCUCUGGGGAAUAUCAGUGGGGUAUCUGAGUGA